AUGUAUAAAUUUGUAGCUGUCAUUCUAGUGUCAUUGGUGGCCUUAUCAGCCGCCACGAAUGUGAAAAAAUGCAAAAAUGGUCAACCUUUCCCCUUAAGUGUUGAGGUAGAAGGAUGUUCGCAACCACCAUGUGAUGUUGUCAAAGGCACAACAGCUGUUAUGGAUGUACACUUUGUUGGAACCAAAAAUAAUCUAAGCUCCUUGAAUGCCAAAGUACGUGCCACCGCUUUGGGUAUUACCGUUCCCUAUGAAUUACCCGAGGAUGUAGCCGAUGUUUGCUCGAAUCUAUUGGAUGGUGCCACUUGUCCCAUUAGCAAGGACGAAGAUGUUGUUUAUAAAUUCAAUUUCUAUGUUGAUUCUUACUAUCCAGAAAUUCCUGUGGCUGUUGAAGUUUCGCUAAACGAUGAAAAUGAUGAAUCUGUGGCUUGUUUUAUUUGUGAUAUUAAAGUUAAAAAGGGUGCCUCCAAUUAA
Calliphora vicina (urban bluebottle blowfly) is the source of this 471-nucleotide messenger RNA. Its product is annotated as NPC intracellular cholesterol transporter 2-like. The record is from RefSeq and is a predicted model, not a curated record. Gene Ontology annotation, biological process: intracellular cholesterol transport. Gene Ontology annotation, molecular function: sterol binding. The transcript has 3 exons. The coding region runs from base 1 to 471 and encodes 156 amino acids. NCBI's taxonomy places the organism in Eukaryota, Metazoa, Arthropoda, Insecta, Diptera, Calliphoridae.